Molecule: messenger RNA, 987 nt
Organism: Hordeum vulgare subsp. vulgare (domesticated barley)
Lineage: Eukaryota; Viridiplantae; Streptophyta; Magnoliopsida; Poales; Poaceae
Product: signal recognition particle 54 kDa protein 2-like
Exons: 5
Coding region: 1-849 (282 amino acids)
Biological process (GO): SRP-dependent cotranslational protein targeting to membrane, translocation; SRP-dependent cotranslational protein targeting to membrane
Cellular component (GO): signal recognition particle, endoplasmic reticulum targeting; cytosol
Molecular function (GO): endoplasmic reticulum signal sequence receptor activity; GTP binding; GTPase activity
Source: RefSeq, a predicted model, not a curated record
AUGGUGCUCGCGCAGCUCGGCGGGAGCCUCUCCCGCGCGCUCGCACGGAUGAUGAACGCCACGGUCGUCGACGAGAGGGUCCUCGGCGACUGCCUCAACGAGAUCACCCGCGCGCUCCUGCAGGCCGACGUCCAGUUCGACAUUUUCCGCGACAUGCAGGCGAGCGUCAAGCGCACCGUCUACCUCGGGGCGCUCGCCGCCGGCACCGACAAGCGCCGCGCCAUCAGGAGGAUAAUGUCCACAGAGCUAUGCAACAUGUUGGAUGCCGGGAAGCCCGCCUUCGCUCCUAAGAAAGGGAAGCCAUGCGUGGUCAUGUUUGUUGGUUUGCAAGGUUCUGGGAAAACUACCACUUGUAUGAAAUAUGCCCAUUAUCAUCAAAAGAUAGGAUUUAAAUCGGCACUGGUUUGUGCUGACACAUUCAGGGCUGGUGCUUUUGAUCAGCUAAAACAGAAUGCGACAAAGAUCAUGGUUCCUUUCUAUGGAAUCUACAUGGAAUCAGACCCAGUAAAAAUUGCUAUUGAGGGCAUGGAGAGGUUUAGAAAAGAAAAUUGUGAUCUCAUAAUUGUAUAUACAAGUGGAAGGCACAAACAGGAAGCGACUCUGUUUGAAGAAAUGCGCCAAGUUUCAGAAGCAACGAAACCAGACCUGGUAAUAUUUGUGAUGGAUGGUAACAUUGGUCAGGCUGCAUUUGCUCAGGCCCAAGCAUUCAGGCAAAGUGUUCCGGUUGGUGUUGUAAUUGUUACAAAAAUGGACGGCCAUGCGAAAGGAGGUGGCGCACUUACCGCGUUAGUAUUCACUUCCCUUAUCUUACACUACCCUCUUGGUGCCAUUUUAACUGGAGCUCGUUGAUGCUCACAGUGGCUUUGAGAGGAAAGCAAUCAAGAGCAGGAAGAAAGUUGCACGAAGAAGAGGGGAUUCAAGAGGUUCUACAGAUAGGCAGACUAAUGAACCUAAGGAAAAUUCAAAUGCUUCUUUGCUGAAAUUACA